Molecule: messenger RNA, 585 nt
Organism: Vitrella brassicaformis
Lineage: Eukaryota; Vitrellaceae
Source: the annotation of a GenBank genome assembly
GAUUCCUUGAAGAUCCCGGCUGCGAGAGCGAAGGAAGCACGGCCUUUAUCGAGACCAGCUUCCUGGGCGAACAGAUCUGAAGAUCAGAUCCUCGAAGAGCUGAGGGGUGCGAAACGGUUUUCCUCUGGCCCUCUGCUUUCGCGACCCACAUAAAUGGAGGCGGUGCAGAGGAUCUCUGGCGGCGCGAUGCCUGGGUUUGUGACGGACAAGAACAACCCCGUCGGGUACGUCAUCAAGAGCCUCCAGGAGUUCGGGCAGGAGAGCAUCAGGCUCGUCAGAAGAUGCACCAAACCUGACGCCAGAGGUGAGCUGGGAUGGCCUGCAGAGAGCGGUGUUGCCACCGUGUGUGGUGAUUGUGGUUUCCUGUCUGUGCGUGCAGAGUUCAAGAAGAUCGCUCUUGCGUGCGGCGUUGGGUUCGCUAUCAUGGGCUUCAUCGGCUACACGGUGGGUGGGUGGGUGGGUGAAACUGCCGAGGACGACACUGUCACUCACAUUGCACGUGUGUGUGUGGACACAUCCGAUUGAUUGCAGGUGAAGCUGGUCUUCAUUCCCAUCAACAACAUCAUCAUACAGCCGGGCGCAUAG